UGUUGCUUAAACGGCAUUUUAACGUGGGGUGGGGAAUAUUUAGAAUUGUUAUAAAUAGUUAACCAUGGAGAUUACCAAUUAUCCAUCUACCAUAAAGAAAAAUAAACAAGUAGCAAAAUAAGAAACCCAAAAAUCGAAAAUGAAGAAGCUUAUCUUCCUAAUUUUCAACAUAAUUAUGCUUUCAAUCGGCAAUUGCGGUGGUCCUUUAAUCUCUCGACUCUAUUUCAUUCAUGGCGGCCAACGAAUUUGGAUACCCAGCGUAUUACAAACUAUUGGUUGUCCAAUUAUUCUCAUCCCUCUAGCCAUAGCCUAUUUCCAACGCCGGAAAAUUCAAGGACCCGAGGCUAAAAUCGUCUUUAUCACACGGCAAGAGUUCAUCGCAUCUGCCGGCGUCGGAAUCAUCGUCGGUCUCGAUAGUUACUUAAACUCAUGGGGACCCGCGAAAUUACCCGUUUCAACUUCGACACUAAUCAACGCGACUCAACUUGCGUUCACUGCGCUUUUUGCUGUGCUUAUAGUUAAACAGAAAUUGACAGCGUAUUCGACGAAUUCCGUCGUUUUGCUUAUCGCCGGAGCUGCGACUUUAGCUCUCCGGGCGAACGGUGACCGGCCGGCCGGCGAGUCCACGAAGGAUUAUAUGUUGGGGUUUGUGAUGACGUUUAUCGGUGCGGUGUUAUAUGGAUUGAUGUUGCCGUUAAUUGAGUUGAUUUAUAUGAAGGCGAAGCAAGCUGUUACUUACACUACNAUUUAUGUGUCAUUUUAA
Messenger RNA from Solanum stenotomum, 763 nucleotides. Its product is annotated as purine permease 2-like. The transcript has a single exon. Lineage: Eukaryota; Viridiplantae; Streptophyta; Magnoliopsida; Solanales; Solanaceae. The record is from RefSeq and is a predicted model, not a curated record. Gene Ontology annotation, molecular function: purine nucleoside transmembrane transporter activity. Gene Ontology annotation, cellular component: membrane. The coding region runs from base 140 to 763 and encodes 207 amino acids.